AUGGCGCCAUGGAGCAGGAAGAGUUACAAAGAGGCCACAGGAAGCUCUGAAGCUGCAGCGGAGGGUGGGGGCAGAAGGGCUGUGCAGAGUCUGGGACCAGAGGACACACAGCCACAAGGCUCUGACCAGUGCGGGCAAGGCUGGCGAAGGAUGGUGCCACCCAGGGCCCUGGAGGUCCUGCUUCUCCCACUCCUCCUGCUCCUGGCUUCAGGUGAGAAAGAUUUCAAGAACAAAUCUAAGCAGACAACACACCCUGAGGAGUCGAGAAACGUCUGCCGAGGGCUCAUCAAUGAGGGCCAUUAUGAAGUCUUCGACCUUGUGAGCACUGCUCAGUGUUUCACAAAGUGCGGGCAACUGGAGAAAGAAUCCUGUGAUCUGGGAAACUUGCAGAGAUACUGGCUGAACUACGAGACCUAUCUGGUGGAGAACAGUCCAAACAAGCCAGUGGAUCUGCCUUUUCUGAAGACUUCUCUCAAGAACGUCAGCACCAACAUCUCAGAAGACCUGCACUUCUCUCUGAGCCCCUCUCAGAUUCCGGAGCAGGUGACGGAGGACAAGCACAAGUUCCCUGACAGAGUCCGGCUGCCCAGGAGCCUGUUUGCAUCCCUGCAGGGCAGCAGGCCGGAGGUCCGCUUGGCCGUAUCUGUCCUGGACAUCGGGCAGGGGAACCUGUUCAAGGGCCCCCAGCUCAGCCUGGAAAAUGACGGCAACGUGUUGAACAACCGCCUGGUGGGCUUGAGUUUGGGCCGCAUGCGUGUCACGGGGCUGAAAGAGCCUUUGGAGAUCACCUUCUCCCACCAGCAUCAGCCUCCUAACAUGACCCUCACCUGUGUAUCCUGGGAUGUGACUAAAGGGUCAGCAGGAGACUGGUCUUCCAAGGGCUGCUCCACGGAGGUCCGGGCCAAGGGGACUGUCUGCCGCUGUGACCACCUGACCUUCUUUGCGCUGCUGCUGAGGCCGGUCUUGGACAAGGUCACCGUGCAGGCCCUCACACGGAUUUCCCAGGUUGGCUGUGGAGCCUCCAUGAUUUUUCUGGCCUUCACCAUUGUCUUCUAUGCUGCCCUGAGGUUCUCACGGAAGAGAUUCAAGUCAGAAGAUCCUCCCAAGAUCCACAUGGCCCUGAGCAUUAGCUUGUUUCUCCUGAAUCUAACUUUCUUCAUCAAUGUGGGGCGUGGCCCAAAGGGAUCCCCUGCCACCUGCUGGGUCCGGGGGGCCGUCUUCCACUACUUCCUGCUCUGCGUCUUCACCUGGAUGGUCCUAGAAGCCUUCCACCUCUACCUGCUCAUCAUCAGGGUCUUCAACACCUACUUCGGGCACUACUUUCUGAAGCUGAGCCUCGUGGGCUGGGGCCUGCCGGCCCUAAUGGUCAUCGGCACCGGCAGUGCCAACAGCUAUGGCCUGUACACCAUACGAGACAAGGACAACAGGAUCACACUGGAGCUGUGCUGGUUCCAUGAGAAAAAUGGCAUCUCUGCCCUCUACGCCACUGUCCACGGCUACUUCCUGGUCGCCUUCCUCUUCAGCGCUGUGGUCCUGGGCCUGGUGGCCUGGAAGAUCUUCACUCUGUCGAGCACCACGGCAGGCAAGGAGCAGCGGCAGAGCUGGAAGGGGGUCCUCACCUUGCUGGGCCUCUCGAGCCUGGUGGGCAUGACAUGGGGGCUGGCCAUCCUCACGCCCCUGGGCCUGUCCACCAUCUACAUCUUUGCCCUGUUCAACUCCUUCCAAGGUGUCUUCAUCUUCUGCUGGUUCAUCGUGCUCUACUUCCCAAGCCAGAGCCCCGAGGCCUCUUCUGGCACCGCCCGAGCUGAGCAGACCCACACCACGUCACAAUAA
Molecule: messenger RNA, 1833 nt
Organism: Miniopterus natalensis
Lineage: Eukaryota; Metazoa; Chordata; Mammalia; Chiroptera; Miniopteridae
Gene: ADGRG3
Product: adhesion G protein-coupled receptor G3
Biological process (GO): adenylate cyclase-activating G protein-coupled receptor signaling pathway; cell surface receptor signaling pathway
Cellular component (GO): plasma membrane
Molecular function (GO): G protein-coupled receptor activity
Source: RefSeq, a predicted model, not a curated record